AUGCAGCCUGAGGGCGAAGAGGCGCUGCAGCACCCUUCUGCAGCAUGGGGUCUUGAGGAAACAGAGGAAGGAGGGUCCACUAGCAUCUCGGUGGACGCAUCAGGUUAUCAAACGGGCCCUCAGGGGGGCUCCUCAGAGGGCCCUGGCAGCGGCCGUCGCCGGCGA
Messenger RNA from Eimeria tenella, 165 nucleotides. RefSeq lists its product as uncharacterized. The annotation marks the transcript as partial. Lineage: Eukaryota; Apicomplexa; Conoidasida; Eucoccidiorida; Eimeriidae. The record is from RefSeq and is a predicted model, not a curated record. The transcript has 3 exons.